Juglans microcarpa x Juglans regia is the source of this 1713-nucleotide messenger RNA. Its product is annotated as SNF2 domain-containing protein CLASSY 3-like. Gene Ontology annotation, molecular function: ATP-dependent chromatin remodeler activity; ATP binding. The transcript has a single exon. Gene Ontology annotation, biological process: gene silencing by siRNA-directed DNA methylation. The coding region runs from base 1 to 1713 and encodes 570 amino acids. The record is from RefSeq and is a predicted model, not a curated record. Lineage: Eukaryota; Viridiplantae; Streptophyta; Magnoliopsida; Fagales; Juglandaceae.
AUGUACUUGCAUCAACGUGAUGGUUUUGAAUUUAUUUGGAAGAACAUAGCCGGAGGAAUUUAUCGUGACAAGUUGAAAAACCAAACAACUUUCUCUGGUGGGAAUGGGUGCAUUAUUUCUCAUGCUCCUGGGACAGGGAAAACCCGGUUGACCGUUGUUUUUCUCCAGGCAUACAUGAGCUGGAAUCCAGGAUGUAGACCACUCGUUAUUGCUCCUUGCAGCAUGCUCCUUACAUGGGAAGAGGAAUUUCAAAAGUGGAAAUUCGACAUCCCCUUUCACAAUCUGAACAAGCCAGAGCUGUCUGGCAAGGAAAGUAAGUUCGCUGACUACAUUGUGAGGCAAGUUGGACACCUGGAGAAAACAGAUAUCCGUAUCUUGAAGUUGUAUUCCUGGAGAAAGGAUAGAAGCAUUCUAGGGAUGAGUUACAAACUGUUUGUAAAACUCACUGGUUUGAGAAAGGGUGAAUUGAAGCCAAGUACGCAACAUGCUCAGCUCAGAAAAAUCCUCCUUGAGCUUCCUGGUAUUGUAGUCCUCGAUGAAGGGCACAUACCUCGAAACUCCGACAGCCAUAUCCUGCAGGCUUUGUCAAAUAUCAAAACAGAAAAGAGAAUCAUCCUUUCAGGAACUCCUUUUCAAAAUAAUUUUGAUGAGCUAUAUAAUACUCUCUGCCUUGCACGGCCAAAGUUUGCAAACAUAAGACAUCAAUGGGGUUCUCUUACAAGUUCCAUUACCAAAGCCACUGAUGACAGGCUGAAAUGUGAGAAACUGAAGAAGGUUAGAGAUAUGAUUGAGCCAUUUGUGCAUGUACACAAAGGUUCCAUACUACAAGAGAAGCUUCCUGGUUUGAGGGACUCUGUGGUUAUAUUAAAGCCAGCCCAACUGCAGAAGAGCCUCUUUGAUGAACUCAGUCAUUAUGCUAAAGGGAACCAUUUUAAAUUUGAGCAUUACGAGUCUUUGAUUUCUGUCCAUCCUUCAAUCUUGCUUAAGUGUGGGGGAAAGGAGUUUCCUUCUGACCGGGAUAAGUUAGAAGGAUUGAAUCCAGAGGAUGGAGUAAAAACAAAAUUUUUAAUGGAACUCAUCCAGCUUAGUGAGGCUAUGAGUGAGAAAGUUUUGGUUUUCAGUCAAUAUCUUCGUCCAUUGACCUUUAUGAUGAAUCAGCUCAAGUCUCAUUUUAAUUGGACUGAAGGAAAUGAGGUGCUGUAUAUAAAUGGAAAGAAUGAUGCAAAGGAGCGCCAAUCCUCAAUUAAUGUUUUCAAUGAUCCCAGUAGCAACAUUAGGGUAUUACUGGCGUCGACAAGGGCUUGUUCUGAAGGUAUAAAUCUGGUUGGGGCCUCAAGGGUUGUUUUACUGGAUGUGGUAUGGAAUCCAUCAGUGGAAAGACAAGCUAUAAGCCGUGCGCAUAGACUAGGGCAGGAAAAAGUAGUGUACGUUUACCAUCUCAUUGUCUUUGGGACAAAGGAAGAGAGGAAAUAUUAUAGACAAGUUGAGAAGGACUUGUUGUCUGAGUUGGUAUUCUCUUCUUCUGACAUGAGUGAUGACCAGCAGAAACUCUCACCUCCAGACCUGCAGGAUAAAAUUUUGGAAGAAAUGGUUCAACAUGAGAAACUUAAACAUAUGUUUGAGAAGAUAGCAUACCAACAGAAAGAGUCCAAACUAAUUGAGACUUUUACCUUGUUGGAAAAGCGAUCUGUUGUAUCAUCAUCUAGUUCUUGA